AUGGGGAGAGCAGUGGAUGUUGUUUACCUGGACUUCAGCAAAGCGUUUGACCCUGUUUCCCACAGCCUCCUGCUGGACGAACUGGGGGAGUUGCUGAGUCCAUGUCGAUGCGACGGAUCAGUGAAGUGCACGCACCAGCCAUGUCUGAUUAAAUGGAUUAGCGAGAGAGGCUGCUGGAGCUGUGAGCUGUGUUACUACAAGUAUCACGUCAUUGCCAUAAGCACAAAGAACCCUCUGCAGUGGCAGGCCAUCUCUCUGACAGUCAUUGAGAAAGUUCAGAUAGCAGCGGCCAUCCUGGGUUCCCUCUUCCUCAUCGCCAGUAUCUCGUGGCUCAUCUGGUCGACCUUCAGUCCUUCGGCCAAAUGGCAGCGCCAGGACCUGCUCUUCCAGAUCUGCUAUGGAAUGUAUGGCUUCAUGGACAUUGUCUGUAUAGGUCUAAUAAUACACGAAGGGCCCUCGGUUUACCGGAUUUUUAAACGGUGGCAGGCGGUCAAUCAGCAGUGGAAAGUGCUGAACUAUGACAAAACAAAGGACAUGGAGGAACAAAAAACAGGGACGAGGACAAAUCAGCGCCCCUCCUCCCAAACCACCCACUCGUCCUCCACUGGUGGUACAGCCACUAACUCCGCUCCAGCCGACAGCGGGGCACGGGCUGCCGGCCAUGCCACAGGCACCCUCUCUGACCACCACUGUGCUUAUACCAUCCUGCAUAUACUCAGCCACCUGAGGCCUCACGAACAGAGGAGUCAGUCUAGUAGUAACAGAGAGCUCGUCAUGAGGGUCACGACGGUCUGAGCCGAGGAAUUCAGGAGGCCUUAACACAAAGCGGAGGAGACAAAGAACUCAUAAAGCAGAGGAGCAUGGUGUGCCUUUUUCUUUCUCUUUCCUUUUCUUUUUUUCUUUUUCUCUUUUUUUUCCUCCUCUCCUUUUCUUUUUCGGUAACUGCACAAGAUAUAAGAGGCGGCACCUGGCCAGCUGAGGAAAAAAGCAGGUGGAGGGAGAGCUGCACACUCAUGCUAAAGAGGUUAAUGUUUUCCAGCCAGUU
This is a messenger RNA of Pygoscelis adeliae (Adelie penguin), 1045 nucleotides long. RefSeq names its product membrane-associated ring finger (C3HC4) 4, E3 ubiquitin protein ligase (gene MARCHF4). Gene Ontology annotation, biological process: protein ubiquitination. The record is from RefSeq and is a predicted model, not a curated record. The coding region runs from base 1 to 795 and encodes 264 amino acids. Gene Ontology annotation, molecular function: ubiquitin-protein transferase activity; zinc ion binding. NCBI's taxonomy places the organism in Eukaryota, Metazoa, Chordata, Aves, Sphenisciformes, Spheniscidae. The transcript has 4 exons.